AUGCUCAAAGAGGGCGACAUCUCAGACGAACAGCAAGAAAAAUGGAUCAGAGGACUUGCCUGUGGUUUGCAGUACGUGCAUGAGAACAAUGUCAUACACGCCGAUCUCAACUCUGCCAACGCUAUUAUCUCCAGAGAUGAUGUCGCCAUGUGGCUGGACUUUGGUGGCUCUCAAAUUGACGACCAAGAAGCAUUGGCAAACUAUGACGAGUACAGUUAUCGAUCACCAGAGUAUCCGGAUCCUCCUAUCGAGACAGGCGCUCCGCCGUUCUGGAACGAGACCAAGCACAUGUCCCAGGACGGAAGAAUGUCCUACGUCGAGGACAUGUAUCGCCAACGACUUUUUCCAUCCGCGGAAAAUCUACGCUUCGGCCCCAUAAUCAUGGGUUGUUGGCAGGGACGAUACGAGUCGAUGAGCGAUCUGGAACAAGAUUUGAAUAUCAUGGGUGUUCAGCGAUCCCGGCCACAGCAAUGA
Molecule: messenger RNA, 474 nt
Organism: Fonsecaea pedrosoi CBS 271.37
Lineage: Eukaryota; Fungi; Ascomycota; Eurotiomycetes; Chaetothyriales; Herpotrichiellaceae
Exons: 2
Coding region: 1-474 (157 amino acids)
Biological process (GO): protein phosphorylation
Molecular function (GO): protein kinase activity; ATP binding
Source: RefSeq, a predicted model, not a curated record